AUGUGCGUUCUGCUAUUGAAUGGAAUGCAAAAGGAAGACUUGGACGUGAGCAUGUUGAACAAACUGCAUCGACACAAAGUAAACAUCGGCGAUAUGAACAAUGAAGAACUUCUCCGAGGAUGUACAACGAUACGAGCUCUUGAAAAUCAAAAUAACAGUUUUGAAGCAACUACCGUGACAAAUAAGGAAAACUUGAAUAGAGAAAAUAUAGAUAAUGUAACUAUGAAAAAUUAUGACGGUAGUACAGCGAAUAUUAAAAAGGAAAGUACUACGAGAGAUAUUAUUCAAUAUAACGACGGCCAACCCGAAAUGCAAAGUGUUUUAAAAUUUUGGCAAGAAAAAGUUGGUAUAAAAGUUAAUAUGUCGAAUAAUACGUCUCGAUUAGAGCACAAUAUAGAUGAAAGUCUUUUAAAAAAUGAACAGAAAAAUAAAAGAAAUGUUGAAAGCAAUACAAAUUACAAAGAAACGGAUACAAUACAAAAAAUAUUAGCAAAUUUAGUUGUGCAGCGCCAUGAAGAUAACAGUGUGCAAUCGACUACAGCUAGGGAAAGUAUCAAUGGAAGAAAACAAUACUACUACUUUCCACCAACAUUUUAUGAUAAUUACAGAUAUUCUGAGUAUAAUGAUCAUAAAAGCCCUUCUAGCUCUAAUAGAGUUAAGCAAAUAGAUCCAUAUGUAGGCAUGCGUCAGAUAAUGGAGGACAGUAUUGAUAUGUCCAAAGUUACAGCAGAAAGGAACAAAAGUAAUGUAAAUUUAAAUGACAUGCUCACUGUUUUUAAUACCUUCAAAAGUUAUUACCCAGUUAUGGCAAACAUUAAAAAUAAUAAAAUGAAAAAUCCCGUACAAGAUUUACAUUUAAGCACAGAAGCAAUUACCGAAAAGAUUUUUACUACAACAGCUAAAAUUACAGCUCCGAAAAUUCCUCAAAACAUGAUCAAAGAAAUAGCCAUUAGCGUAAAAGAUAUGAUACUAAGUGAAUUGCGAAAAGAAUUUAUAAUAAUAACGACUACAAUCCCAACUACUGUAGCUACUACAUCCACCGAAAAGGAAACAGAAUAUAUCACUACAACUUCAAAGACUAAUCACAACAUAGCAGAAACUAUUUUAAAAAAAAUUACGGAUUUAUUUAAAGAGAUUAAAUCAUUAAAAAAGAAUACUCUAAUAUUAUCAGAUGACAAUAAUCCCGAAAAUAAGCCGGCAAAGGGAAAAAUAGAAACGCAAUGGCCACCAAGUUUAAACAAUAUGGGACUAUCGGAACAAAUAUUCAAUAAUUUUGGAUUCAACCAGUAUACAAAUCAAAAACCACCACCAAUGUUUAAAUUUUCUCCACAAGUACAUAAAUACAGAUCAUACGGCGACCCAAAGCCUGUACAUCGAGUUGUUAAGCCAGCACAUCUAAUAACUGUACAAACCAACAAUAUGGAAAUUCCUCCCUUAGGCAUCCCCAUUGAUGUUCCCGAGAAUCCCAUAAAUCAAAAUAUCAUUGUUACUACGACGUCAUAUAGGAUUGGUCCAAGCAGAAUCGAAAGCAAUUUAAAAUUUGAAUCAAGUUUAGGCAUUGAAGACUAUAUACUGAAGCAAAAACCUUUAACAAAUCCCUUUAUAGAUACACCAGAAUAUUAUUCAAAUUUUCAACCAGACUACCCAAAUGGUGGUCAAUUACCAUUAAAUAAAAACAGCCGCACCAAUUACAAUGCAAAUUAUAAGAUAAAAACUCCUGUCAAUUUUAAAAAGCCAAAUAAUUUUCACAGAGCAAAAACACUUAUACCGUUUCAUGAAAAAUUAGAAAAUGACAAUAGCUAUAUAGACAUGUCUGGACCUAGACAGCAUACGGGCAGAAUAGAUUGUUGUAAUGAAAGAUACUCCUAUUCCAAGCAGAUGAUUGAAUGUUGUAAUAAAAAAAUAGCUUCUCGACAACAAAUGUCGCUUAGCAAUGUGAAAAAGCAAGCGCCAGACGACACACACUUUAAUAACUUCCUUAAAUCCCAACAAAAGGUCACAGACAUGUUAGAAAGAAUACUAGCCACAAAAAAUAGAGUACAAGGUGUUGAAAUUGCU
Molecule: messenger RNA, 2058 nt
Organism: Brenthis ino (lesser marbled fritillary)
Lineage: Eukaryota; Metazoa; Arthropoda; Insecta; Lepidoptera; Nymphalidae
Source: the annotation of a GenBank genome assembly